This is a messenger RNA of Bombus pascuorum, 3103 nucleotides long. RefSeq names its product zinc finger protein 84-like. The coding region runs from base 155 to 2791 and encodes 878 amino acids. Gene Ontology annotation, cellular component: nucleus. Gene Ontology annotation, molecular function: zinc ion binding. The record is from RefSeq and is a predicted model, not a curated record. The transcript has 5 exons. Lineage: Eukaryota; Metazoa; Arthropoda; Insecta; Hymenoptera; Apidae.
UAAUUUCUGUACAUGAAAUCAUUGUGAUCAAAUAAUACAGCUACUAACAACAUCUCGAUAAUAAAUUUAAUAUAAUAGAUUAGUCUAUAGAUUUAAUGAAGAAAUUAACAAAAAAAUACAUAAAAUUUAUCGUUUUUAAGUUAAAGUGUUCAACAUGAAGAUAGUUUGCGCUGCCAAAACUUGUAAAUACUCUUUGGAUAAUGAAGACUCGACAAAUGUCAAAUUCAUUCACUUUCCGAACAGUGAUACUUCAAAAAUAUGGGCACAUCAGUGUGAUAGAACGGAUCUUUUAAUGAAAUCUAAUGAAGAAUUGUAUUCAAAUUAUUAUAUAUGUUCUCAUCAUAUAGAAGAUCGUUAUUUCAUAAAUAAGACAGAUCCUGUGAUAAUAGAUCAACAUGCUAUUCCAACAUUAUUUGAAUCUGAUAUUAUUGCUGGAAAGGAUUCAAAAAAUGUCUUUGAUAAAAAUGAACAAACAGAAAUAACUGAUAAUGUUAUGUUAUCAUAUUGUGAUAUGGAUGUUGAAAUGGAUCAGUAUCAUGAAAUCAGUAUUAAAUUUUCAAAUUUAUGUAGAAUAUGUGAAGAACCAUGUUUCGAUGGUAUAGAAAUAUUUUCACUGAGAGGAAUAGAUCUGAGGCUAAAAGAAAAAAUAAGUUUACAUUUACCAAUCAUGGUUGAUAUGGAAGAUAUAAUGCCACAGAAAUUGUGCAUGAAUUGCUAUAAUAAGUUAGAAGUUGCACAUUCGUUAGUUAUAACAUCUUUAAGAACAGACAUGAGGUUGAAAAAAUUUUUGAAUAUUAAUGCGGAACUAAAUUAUGAUCAUAAGUAUAGUGCCAUAGCAAAAAAGUGUUCCUUAGAAAUAGAUGAAGAAAUGUCUAUGAAUGAAACAACUGAUGUUACACCUGUAGAAUUAUCUUCUAGCAAAAUUUCUAUGAAUCAGGAUGUUCCUAAAGAAUUUAGUGACUUGGAAAAUACCAAUGUGCAAAAAGAUAGUUUUCAAAAUAAUAUAAGAAAAGAAAUGCAAUCUGAAUUAAAUAGCUUUAUUGCAUCACAUAAUCAGGAAAUUAAAGAAGAUGAAUGUACAGAUAGACUAGCAAAAGAUUAUUCAGAUAAUAAAAUAUUAAAUAAUGAAAUUCAAUGCUUGUAUUGUAAAAAUAUGUUUAAAACACAAGAGAUGUUUGAAAAUCACAAAAUGUUGUGUGAUGGAGGAGAAAUAGUUGUACAGAAGGAAAAAGAAGCUAAUAAUAUGAAUGAUAAAGAAUCCAAUAAUAUAAAGAUAAUGAAUCUUCAAUUUAUAACAAAAACUUGUAAUGUUUGUCAUGCAAAUUUUGAAACUGAGAAACACUUUGUUGAACAUAAACUUUCGUAUUGUAAAUUUCUUCAGGUAAAAGAUUAUCAAAUUACUGAUAAAAUAAUUAUGAACAAAGAACAGUGCAAUAAUCAUGAAGAUUCCUACAAUACCAAUAAUCCAUCAAUGGAAACCAAUAAAAAAUGUGGCCAUUGUGGUUUGAUUUAUAUUACUAAAAAGGAAUUAUUAAAUCAUAUUAUGGACUGUCAUGAAGGUCAACUUCUAUUUAAAUGUAUCAUGUGUGAUAGAAGCUAUGAAAAAUGGUCUAGUUUAGAUGUACAUGAAGCCACUCAUAGGAUAGAUAAACCUUAUUUAUGUGAUUUAUGUGGAAAGAGUUUUAAACAUUCCAAUAAUUUAAGAGGUCAUAAAAGAACUCAUUUAGAUGAUUCAAAAAAGAAACGACACAUUUGUGACAUUUGUGGAAAUGCAUUUAGAUCUAGGUUUCAUUUGGGAGAACAUAUGAAUCAACAUAAUGGAAAUAAACCUUACUCCUGUGAAAAGUGUGGCAAAGCUUUUUACAAAAGAAUACAACUAAGACAGCAUAAACUUUCUCAUGGUUUGAAUAAACAUGUCUGUCCAAUUUGUGGCACAGCUUUCAAUCGUAAAGGAAACAUGAAUACACAUCUUAAACGUCAUAACAGUAGAGAUGGUAUAUAUACAUGUAGCAUAUGUACACACACAUGUAAAUCAAUGAGUGAGCUAAAGUUACAUAGAAAAAAACAUACAGAACAAGAUACUAUAGAAAACAUAGAAAAGAAACAUAUAGAUAAACCUACAUGGAAAUGUAAGAGUUGUGACCGAAUAUUUUCAACUCGAACGGUAUUAUUAAAUCAUGAACGUACACAUAAAGAAGAUAAAAUAAGUAUCGAUUGUAAUAUUUGUGGAAAAAAAUUAGCAAGCAAAAAUUCUCUGGUGUAUCAUAAAAAAUCCAUUCAUUCUUCGGAGAGACCGUAUAUGUGUCAAUAUUGUGAAGAAUCGUUUGUUUCCAAAGAAUCACGUCUUAUACACGAAAGAAUACAUACCGGAGAACGUCCUUACGUUUGCAAAAUAUGUAAAAUGGAAUACAAAUGUUCAAGUAAUCUUAAUCAGCACGUAAAAAUUCAUUCUGGGAUUAAGCCUUAUAUAUGUAUAUAUUGUAAUAAAAGUUUCACGCGUAGAGGAACGUUAAAUGUGCAUGAAAGAAUACAUACUGGAGAGAAACCAUUUGCUUGCGAAACGUGUGGUAGAACAUUUUCUCAGAAAAAUGACAUGAUCAAGCACACUAAAACACAUAAUGCCAAAUCGUUGUCUUGUGAACAAUGCAAUGAAGUUUUCGCAAGAAAAAAAGAUAUCCUAAAGCAUAUUGCUUUGCACGAACAAAAUAAUCCUAUAAUUCAGGAAUAUGUAGAGAUACAACAAGAAAUAGAACCUUACAGUGUGGAUAUAGCAUGCUCUGAAUUUGAAUAAUUUUUUUUAUGUAUAAAAUAAAAUAAAUAUUAGGUACUAAAAUAAUUUGUGCAUGUAGGUACAUAAAUUUAGUUAACAGAUUUCGCCUGCGUUUAGUUUCAAUUUCAAUUACUGUUGCUAAUGUCGUAUUUAUCUUGAAUCGAUAACGUUACAUGUGAUAUGAAGUUGAUAGAGGAAUCACCUGACCAUUUUAGGAAAUAGUAAAAAUUAAUUUGUAUAUUUGCUCAGGGAUUUACUUCGAUCACGUAAUACAAAAUCUUUUAAUACGUUAGAUUUAUUUUAUUUUAUACUUAUUCGUGAUAGUUGAUGAUA